AAAGGUGAUUUUCAAGUAGGGAAGGAAUUAAUUAGUAAAUUGAGAUUGAACUAAUCAGCAAGGUAAAGAAGGAAGGCAUGUUUUUAAUUAAACUUUUUGUGUAAUGUUCAUCAUUGUUGUUGUUACAUAGAGAGAUACAUUAGUCAGCCAGUUAGUGUCGGUCGGUCGGUCGGGCGGUAUCGUAUUUAUUGGUAGACCACCAAUAUUUACGUAAUUUCGGCCUCUCUUCUUCUCUCGAAACCCCAACUCGGCUGCACCCUAACAAAACUAAACCCAACCACCAACCGAGAUAAGUACUUAUCUCCACUUAUUAUCUCAUCAAUUUGACAAAUGUCUCAUCUUCUCAGCAGUGUUGGUACUGUAAUAGUGACUCAGUCAUCAUCAUCAUCAUCCCAAUUUAGCUGUUUUGCAUCCUAAUAACCAUUCCCAUUAUGGCCCCCUUCAUCUAGAGAACCUUUCAUCCGCUGCGGCUGCUAACAUAAUAUAAGUUAAAAGUGUGAUAACAUUUCAUUCUUGCCGACAAAAAAAUGAAAACUAUUUGUAUAAUAUUGCAUCUUUUCUGAUACACACAUAUUGCAAGCAGAUAACGAAAAAAACACAGUGCAGUGGUACUCUAAAGUGUUAUGUGGGUUACUCAUGCUCUGAAAAUAACACACAAAAUAAUAAACUUCUCUUACAAGCAAUUGUAUUCCGAUCUUUGUGAACACUUUACAUACGACGAGUUGAUCGUGUGUGCAUACUUACCCACGACCAGUUUAUCUAGGUAUAGUUAGUUAGCUAGUUUAGAUUCGUCUCUUCUACUGUAAAGCAAACCUCCAAAAAAUUUGUUAGCUAGCUGGGGACAGCUUCCUAAGUUAAGUAACAACGGACGGUGACGGUAUGAAAGGGAGAACAAAACAUGAAACGUGACUUUAUGUAUUCUGCACAAAACAUCAACAGUGUUCUAUUGUAGUUAGUAGUAGUGAGUUGGUAAUAUUGGCUGAGAGACUAACUUUAUUAUGAUCUCGCUUUUUUUUGCUCCAGGCAAACGAAAAGCUUGGCAAGAAUAAGAGAGCAGACGAACCAGUGGUAAUUAACGUCUCUGCAAAAGCAAAAAAUUGGCAACAAUCAUCUCAUCUCCAGCUUGGAAGGAAUCGCUCAGACUACAUAGCCGAAAAAUCAGUGUAAAUCAGGAAUAUUUCCUCUCAGAUAGAAGAGGACAGUUUUACAAAACAAACUAAAUAAAGCGUGUCAACAAAUCAUUUACAGCGACAUCCUGCUUAUCAUACUCGAAGGAUUUUAAGUGAACAAUGUACCAAUAGCGGGGUCGUGUUCUCAUGCACAAGUGUGGUUGAUAUUUAGAUUGAAAAUAAUUAACUUGUCAUCAAUCAUAUCAUUGUUUGUUGUGGGUGAGCUGACCUAAGUACUAAAAAUGAGUGCCCGGCGUGCCUUGAGAGGAUUGGCGUCAGGGAAUCAUCCCCUCCUGGGAAAAAUCUCGUCGUGGGGGGUCAACAGAAUUCCAACGACCGCACCCACCACAAUUUGGCCACGACUGCUGCCACCGACACAAAAUGUCAAAGUGUUUGUUCAACUUCGUGGCUUCACAAUGGGGACGAAGUUUAUAGGAGGUCCGCAUAUCCAGCAGUGCAGAUGGAAAGUUGGCCUGUUGGUGAGGAAUUGCUCAGGAAACGCCUAUGGAGGAAGUUCAGGAACGGCGGCACAAUCACCCAGUCACACCCAUAGCAGCUCGUCACUAGCAGGAGAGCGACCAGACCAUGACCAAGGAGGAGGAGGAGGAGGAACAGGGGUGGAAGUGAUAUAUUUCCGAGGCCUUCCGCAAUUCACAAUUCCUCUGCCUUCUCGUAGAGAGAGAUGCCGAUUCAUCGUGAAGCCACUUACAAAUUCGGUGGGGGAUUUACUCAACAUGAUAAAACACGAGGACAGAGGAGUUGAUCGGAUCAGCUUUCUCUCCACGGACGGCAUUAGGAUAGCUUCUGCCAAUACGAUUGAAAUGCUCAUGGAACACGACUUUGACAUGGUAAUAAACGACGAUGUCUACCACGUCGUGACUCCACCACAGGAAAAGCCUACACAAGAAGACUUGACACGCCUCUCCUCCGUUCGAAACUUGGUGGGUCAGUUGUACGGUGCCCUGAAUGUGGAUGAACAUCAACUUCGAACAGAACGGGAAAUGACAAUGGAGUUGGAAAGAUUAAAAGGUUUACUUUUUCCACUCGAGGAGAAGAGGGAACAACUGAACGAACUUUCCCUUAAACGUACGAAUACCAUGACUUGGGUGGGGCUUGGUUUAAUGUCCGUCCAGUUUGGUAUCCUAGCAAGACUCACGUGGUGGGAGUACUCGUGGGAUAUCAUGGAGCCGGUCACCUACUUUGUAACUUAUGGCACUGCCAUAUUAUGCUAUGCCUACUUUGUCCUUACCAAGCAGGAGUAUGUCCUCCCACAAGUGACCGACCGACAGUACCUCAUCUCCUUUCACAAAGGGGCUAAAAAAGUGGGCCUUGACGUAAACAAGUAUAACCAACUUCGCGAUAAGAUCCACAAAAUUGAGACUGAUCUUAACCGACUCCGAGACCCAUUGGCACUUCAUCUUCCUUUAAGGACGAGGCUGUCUUCAGACCAAGAUGGAGAUUUUCUUAUAAGAGAUCCACCCACGGCGAACUCCAUAGUGUCCAAAGCUACGGCAAAAUUAUCACAAAUGUUUUCAAAGAAGGGCUCCUCGUCGUCAUCCUCUAGUUAAAGGUGGGGGUGGAUUAAGUGGCCAAUUAUUAAGAAAGACAAUGAAGAUAUUACUUAAAAGUUAGUUAGUUAGUUAACUAACUAACUACUACUGAUAUACCUACAUACAUAACAAAUACUUACUUUAGCGUGUACUUUCUUUCUAACUCAACAAAAUCUGACAAUGUUGAUGAGCAAAUCCAUGAAUCAAACAAAGUCUUUUUACUGUUUGGAGUUUAUACAACUCGCUCUCUUUCUCCUUCUUGUAUUGAAUGUGUCUCUCUGAUAAGCCAGAUUCAGGCCUUAAUUAAUAAUUAAUUGUGAUUUUCUAUUAUUAUUAUACAUUAUUUUUUAUAAACAUAUUUAGAAACAAGAUUGUAAAAUAGUUUGCAGUUUGUUAAACAAGAGAAAUCGAAGCAGGCUCAAUAAGUUAAAUUCAAUCAGAAAACGUUAUCUGUGUGAGUUUGUAUUGUAUUCAAUUUAUCCGGUCUAUAGUCACGAAAUUCUUAUAAUUAUACAACAUUGUUGAAAAAUUGUUUAUUACAUAAAUGCCGUUCGAAUUUCUACAUUAAUUGUGAUCCCGGUAAUUAUGCAAAAGUGGUGCGAAUCAAAAUCAACCAAAAUUCCUACGUAAACCUACCAAAUAACAAUAAUAAUACACAACUAUCCAUUGUAAAAAAAAUAGUUCCAAAUUAGGUGUUAGAAAUUUAGAACCUGUUAAAUAAUUUAGGGCAGCAUUUUCAUAAUGACAAAACAACCUUCUUCCUCCUCUUUCUCCUCUUUCUCUAAAAAUACUAUGUAUCUAAUCUGACUUACUUAUCUGUAUUUAGCAAUCAAAACUUACAAAUCAGUACAUAAUCGCAAAAACCGCAUAUUCAAAACUUUGUUACAACUAAAACCAAAUCAGAAGGAUGCAUACUUAAUAAACUGUUUUCAGGACUUUCCAUUUUUCCAUCACUAAUAAGUAAUAAUCAAUUGAUUGAUGUUUAAAAUGCAGAUAUUUUAUGGACAGAUUUCUGACUCUACUUGCUAAUCGGUAUUACUACUCUGAUAAUUAUUACGUGUAUGUACUUACAUUACAGCAGCGUGUACUUAAACAGAAGAAAACAUGUUCAACAGCAUUUACGCUAUAAAAAUAUACUUAACUAUCUCUAUCUAACAGGAAAUGUAAGCUAUGUAUUACAACAAAAAACUCCAUAUUUCAAGCAAUGUACUUAACUUACAAGUAUUAUCUUGCGGGUGUGUGUACUACUACUAAAUGCAUACGCGUUGUUAUCACAUCCAGCUUAAGAAUUAAUAGUGAUAAUAAUAAUCACGUGUAAAAUCAAAUGUCUGAUUAAUUAUUUUGAUGAAAUUUAGCCAGUCUUAUAAGUUAUUGAUUAUAGUUAUUGGUUAAUUAGUUAGUUACUUAAUCGAUUAAGUGGGGUGUGAAAAAAAUGACAGCCAGGAUUAUCAUUAAGAAGAGGAAAGGGGGGAAAAGAGAAAGUUAAAACUUGUUGUAUUGGAGAAAAUGUGAUUUUUGUGUGAGGUGCUGAUUGAUGCCGACCUUAAAAGACGUUCGUUGUUAUUUAUUGAGCUUAUGUCGUCGUAUAUGUAUUUUAUAACUCAUAAGUAGAGGAGAAAUGGGAGAACAAAUUAUUGCAUCUUAUUAAAAUAUCUCGUUCAACUUAUGAAAUAAAGAAUCAAUCAAUAAAAGAGGA
This is a messenger RNA of Folsomia candida, 4415 nucleotides long. It is a transcript of the gene MCU, whose product is annotated as calcium uniporter protein, mitochondrial. NCBI's taxonomy places the organism in Eukaryota, Metazoa, Arthropoda, Collembola, Entomobryomorpha, Isotomidae. Gene Ontology annotation, molecular function: calcium channel activity; uniporter activity. The transcript is spliced from 8 exons. The record is from RefSeq and is a predicted model, not a curated record. Gene Ontology annotation, cellular component: mitochondrial inner membrane; uniplex complex. Gene Ontology annotation, biological process: calcium import into the mitochondrion; mitochondrial calcium ion homeostasis. Bases 1412 to 2737 code for a protein of 441 amino acids.